Messenger RNA from Triticum turgidum subsp. durum (durum wheat), 1791 nucleotides. NCBI's taxonomy places the organism in Eukaryota, Viridiplantae, Streptophyta, Magnoliopsida, Poales, Poaceae. The record is from the annotation of a GenBank genome assembly.
AUGGUGGGCCCGCAGUACGACCUCGUCGGCAACCCCCUGGGCGCGGUGCGCGCCACCUUCGAGAGGGCGGCGGCGGCGGAGUCCGGGGGCCGCGACCCGGUGGCGGCGUUCCGGUCCAAGGACUGGGGCGCCAGCGAGGUGUUCCGCUCCUUCCUCUUCGAGCAGGGCGGCCUCGACAAGGUUCCAUUGUUGGAUGCAUCGAAUCUCGGAUUGAUCAAACCCAACACCCUCGUCCGGUUCCGGGGGAUGGUUCAGGACAUGCUCGGGAACGAGUUCUAUGCCGGGGCUUUCAAGGAUGGGUCUACCUGGAGGACGAACAAGUUCACAGAUUUCUCACCGUUCGCGAUGCCGCACCCGUGUGACUCGCAUCUCUGGGAGCGCCAUCUCUUCCAUUGUGUGCCUGUGCCUGGGCAGAAUUCGUGGACACUGGACUCUUCCCCUGGGCCUGACUUGCGCCAAAUGGCAAACUGCUUGUCACCUGAACAAAGGGAGAAAAGGAAGAGGGAUGGAGAUGAUGAUGCCAUGGAUGUUUUGGAAAAUGGAAAUGGCGAGAGUUCUUCAUGCAGCAAGAAACCAAAGGAAGAUGACGUCCAGAUCCCAUCUAGUUCAGCAGAAAUGCCAGCAAGUGAAAACGUGCCACAGAUGAAUGGGAAUGAUCAUCAUAUUCCUGGAAGCUCCUUUUCAUGUCUAGUGAAGAUCUAUGAUAUGCCUGAAAGUCAAGUGAAACUAAACGAUGUUGCUGAGUUCAUAGGGGUAUACACAUUUGACCCAGAACUUGCUGCUCCCAAUGAUAAUUCGGAUGAUAUAAUGUUUGAUCUCAUAGAAGAUGUAACAGCUCAGUUGCCUCCCAGCAAGGUGCCCCGUCUUCACUGUUUGGUGUGGCGAAAGUUAUCAUCUGUUGAUUUUCUAGCAAAGUGUCCUGCUGUUGAGCCUUCACCAAGUCUCCUAAAAGGCAUCCGGCAAUCUUUGGUCUCACAUCUCACUCUGGUAUUAGGGAAAGAUGACCUGGCAGCUAACUGUUUACUGCUGCAUCUUCUAUCCAGACUACGAACUAGGGUGGAUGUGGUCACUGUUGGCAGGCUCUCCUUGAAUUUCACUGGAUUUAACAGAGAAAGUGUUUCCAUUUUUGGAAAACAGCUAAAUGCUUUGAUCCAGGGACUAAUGCCGUAUUCACAAGCUAUUCCUCUGUCAAUUGAGUAUCUCAACACAGCCACACUUCAACCUAGAAAGGACAACAAGUCAGGAAGGUUGGUUACAGGAGUUCUGCAGCUACCUCAAGGCUCUCACUUGACAUUUGAUGAAACUCUCUUGCAAUCUGGAUCUUUGGCAUCUAAAGGUGUUGAGAAUACGGUGCUGCUUAAGAACUUGAUGGAGUCACAGAUGGUUGAGUAUGAUUUUGAGUACUACAAGCUGGAGAUGGCGACCGAUGUGCAGCUACUUACUCUUUCUGAGGGAAAAUCAAACAUCCUGCCUUCAGACUUGGUAGUGCCUUUUCGUCCAUCCACUGUUUCUGCGGUGAAUGCAACUUCUGAGGAGCUUGAGAGCUGGAGGUGGUACUUGGCCACAGUGAGGUCUCUCCCUCAGUCUUCUGAACCUGAGAUUUACCAGACGAUCCAAGAUGAAAUGGUCAGUGCCAUGCGCAACGACAGGAGCUUGGGUUGCACUGAACUUAGCAGAUGGCUGACAAUGGCUCAGAUAACAGCCUCAAGCUUUGGUGAGAAGAGCCUUUCCCUGGAGCACUGGCAGAUGGUGAAGGAGCUUGAGAGGCUCAGAAAGGAGAGGAUGCAAUGA